CUAUAUAAUAUAUAUAUUAACAUUUUUUUUCUCUAUAUAAUAUAUAUAUUAACAUGUCAACAUUAGAUAAAGUGGAUACUGAAGAUAUUUGGGCUUCUGAUGAAGAAGAUUCUGAUUUUGUUCCAGAAGGUAAUUUAUUGAACUGAGAGAAAAAAAGAAUUAGGAUCUUUAUCAACUUUUUUUUUUUAAUUUUUUAAUUAUAGUUGAUGAAGAAGGUGAUCAUGAUAUUUCUGAAAUAGAAGACAAUGACGACGUUGUAGAUUCUUCGACAUCUAAGAAGAGAACUAAUGAAGAUCAACAAGAAGAAAGUGACAAUACCAAAAAGAUCAAGUAUGUUUCAAUUUAGUAUAUUCUCUGUAAGACUACUUUUUUUUUAAUUUUUUUUUUUUCAUUUUGUACUUUCUAUUAGAACUGAUAUGGAACGAAAAGCUAAAGUGGAUGCACUAUGGGCAGAAAUGAAUCUAACAACAACAACAACAACAACAAAAAGUAAUCAAAACAAGUCCGACAAACCAUUGGAUGAUAUAUCUACCAAUCAACUUGAAAAAGUCUCAAGUAUUACUUCUGUGAAUAAUCAAAAAACACAAGAACCAUCAAGAGAAACAACAUCAUCUAGCGGUAAACGAAGGAUCCAACGACCGAAAUCCAACCUAUCGGACCUAGUAUCUCAGUACAACAUCAAAGUACCAAAAAUAAACACAUUAGAAAAGAGUCGAUUGGAUUGGCAAGGUUAUGUGGAACGUGAAGGUAUCAAGGAAGAUCUCAAAUUCAAAAAUAAAGAUGGUUAUAUGGAAAAAGUAGCCUUUUUACAACGUGUAGAUGAUCGACGAUGGAAUGAUUUGAAACAAGGACAAAAACAAUCAAAACGAUAGUUUAGUUAUAUCCCCUAAUUUAUUUAUUUUGGUUUAUGUAAUAAAGAUUAAAAACAAAUGUAUAUAUUAUCAUAUCAUAUUUUUCAUUU
Messenger RNA from Halteromyces radiatus, 961 nucleotides. RefSeq names its product bucentaur or craniofacial development-domain-containing protein. The coding region runs from base 417 to 872 and encodes 151 amino acids. The transcript has 2 exons. The record is from RefSeq and is a predicted model, not a curated record. NCBI's taxonomy places the organism in Eukaryota, Fungi, Mucoromycota, Mucoromycetes, Mucorales, Cunninghamellaceae.